Molecule: messenger RNA, 2421 nt
Organism: Culex pipiens pallens (northern house mosquito)
Lineage: Eukaryota; Metazoa; Arthropoda; Insecta; Diptera; Culicidae
Gene: CkIIbeta
Product: casein kinase II subunit beta
Exons: 7
Coding region: 212-853 (213 amino acids)
Cellular component (GO): protein kinase CK2 complex; cytoplasm
Molecular function (GO): protein kinase regulator activity
Source: RefSeq, a predicted model, not a curated record
GUCAUUCAGUUCGUCCAUCGCGCGGCAGCAAAGGUUUUUCCCUUGUUGGUGGUUCGCACAGCCAGACAGACAGAAGAGAAAUAUUCGCCCGGGCGCAUAGUGUGAACCAGACCCACUCACUCGAUUCGAGAGUUUCGAUUGAUUUUUUUCGUAUUUUUAAUUUCUUCAAGAUUUAAUCAUAAGCGUGGCUAGCCAGGGAAUAAAAAGGAAAAUGAGUAGCUCCGAGGAGGUUUCUUGGAUUUCUUGGUUCUGCGGACUUCGUGGCAAUGAGUUCUUCUGUGAGGUGGACGAGGACUACAUCCAGGACAAAUUCAACCUGACCGGACUGAACGAACAGGUGCCCAACUACCGGCAAGCCCUGGACAUGAUACUGGACCUGGAGCCAGAGGAUGAAAUAGACGACAACCCGAACCAGUCCGACCUUAUCGAGCAGGCUGCGGAGAUGCUGUACGGCUUGAUCCACGCCCGGUACAUCCUGACGAACCGUGGCAUCGCCCAGAUGAUUGAAAAGUACCAGAGCGGCGAUUUUGGCCAUUGCCCGCGGGUGUACUGCGAGAGCCAACCCAUGCUUCCAUUAGGUUUAUCCGACGUGCCCGGCGAGGCGAUGGUGAAAAACUACUGUCCGAAGUGCAUCGACGUGUACACGCCAAAGUCGUCCCGGCACCACCACACGGACGGGGCCUACUUCGGCACCGGCUUUCCCCAUAUGCUGUUCAUGGUACACCCCGAGUAUCGCCCGAAACGUCCCGCCAACCAGUUUGUGCCGCGCUUGUACGGCUUCAAGAUUCACUCGUUAGCCUAUCAAAUUCAACUCCAGGCAGCCGCCAAUUUCAAGGCACCAUUACGAGGGUGAAGUGCUCGGCGAAGGUCAUCGAUAACUGAAGCAACGGCGGAAACCGUGGCGGCGGCGGCGGAGGAGGCGUUGUCGGUAGGGCCGGAACCGCCCAAGUCGACGAGAAAGUAGUUUGACCGACCGCUGCUGCUGCGGUGCGCGCUGGGGCCACAACAAUCCGAUGGCGGGCGGAGACAUCAAACAAUAAUCUUAGAAGAAGAACAACAACAGAAGUGGGGGGAAUUGUGAAAGCAAAAAAAAAAAGAGUUUUUUCGGGAAAGGUCACGGCAGCAGCGGAAGUUGUAAGAAAAAGAAAAAAAAAACGGGUCAGCAAAACAUCCAAACUCGUGUCUCGGUAGGUCGUCGUCGCGCGCUGCUGCUGGCCGUGAAAGUGGGGUAACGAGGGACAAGUCUCGCGCUAGGGGGAAGAAAUAAAAUUUCUAGAUUAAGCGAUAACAAGCAGAUUUAAGAACAUAAAACACACACACACACUACUAGCAGAAUCGAAGUGAACAAUUGUGCAUCCUCCAAAACCACCAAACACACAAGAGAGCAAAACAGAAGCGAUUGUAAGGUGAAACAAUAUUAGCAUCGUAUUACAAUUUAGGAGAAAAAAAAAACCACACACAUCUUUAUAGGCAAGGAAAACAUCAUUCGGUAACACCUAAAAAAACAGCAAACACAAAAAUAGUAUCAUUUUUUGUCAAAACCAGAUUUGUGAAACUAAGCAGCGAAGCCAGAGCACUCGAAAUUGCAAAUUUUUCGAGCAAACCAAUACUGCAAGUUCGUGUUGAACUUUACACUGUGUAAUUGGGAAAAACAAACAAACAGAAAAAGAAAAUCAUAAACAAAAUUGUAAUAAAAAUUUAACUCUAAGCAGAUAUCCAAGAAGGGAGAUCGAGUUUGUGGGCAAAACAAAACAAAGUAACCUUUGCGUAAGAGAAGAAAACUAGGAAAAAUAUACACACCAGGGUUGAAGUCGCGCCGGGGAGCAUCCAAUUCAUUCGCAUUUCAGUCCAUUCCGUCGGACAAAAACACCUCAUUUCCCGUCAUUUUUAGGUAGACGACUGUGUAAUGUUAUCAAAACUCAUUUUUUUAAAGUAACCAGAAAGACACACCCGGCAGGCAAACUUCUCAUCAGCGUGCAGGAAUAUCUCUUUCGAACCCCCUUUAGAGGAAACAGCAAAAGUCAAGAAACCCCGUUUUGUAUAUUUUUCUUCCCCCAAAAUACGAGCAAACACAAAAAAAAUCGGCGUGUGGAAGAACACAAAACUAAACCUAAACACAACUCCUAUGGAAAACAAACAAAACAUAAAAUCGAUGAAGCAAAGCAAAACCAACAUUUUACACUGGAAAAACAGACACUUUUUUAAGUACCCUUUUAAAGUGCAGACAGACCUCUUCCGUUUUUGGUAUAAGUUUCAACAUUGGUUCGUUCCCGCGCAUUAAAAGUUUUCUCGGUUGAUCAAUUCCAUUACAAAAAAGCUGUAAUAUACACAAACAUCCACACACACACACUCCCUCACAACAGACACACUUAGCUAACAAACAAAAAUUGGUAUAUUAAAAUAAAAACAAAACAAAAAAAA